UUUCCCGGGGGGCCUCGGCGCGGCGGCGGCGGGCGCGGCAACGUCCCCCGGAAGUGGAGCCCGGGACUUCCACUCGUGCGUGAGGCGAGCGGAGCCGGAGACGAGACCAGAGGCCGAACUCGGGAUCUGACAAGAUGGCCGGGCUGCCCCGCAGGAUUAUCAAGGAAACCCAGCGUUUGCUGGCAGAGCCAGUUCCCGGCAUUAAAGCAGAACCAGAUGAGAGCAACGCCCGUUAUUUUCAUGUGGUCAUUGCUGGCCCUCAGGAUUCCCCCUUUGAGGGAGGGACUUUUAAACUUGAACUCUUCCUUCCAGAAGAAUACCCAAUGGCAGCCCCUAAAGUACGUUUCAUGACCAAAAUUUAUCAUCCUAAUGUAGACAAGUUGGGAAGAAUAUGUUUAGAUAUUUUGAAAGAUAAGUGGUCCCCAGCACUGCAGAUCCGCACAGUUCUGCUAUCGAUCCAGGCUUUGUUAAGUGCUCCCAAUCCAGAUGAUCCAUUAGCAAAUGACGUAGCGGAGCAGUGGAAGACCAACGAAGCCCAAGCCAUAGAAACAGCUAGAGCAUGGACUAGGCUAUAUGCCAUGAAUAAUAUUUAAAUCGAUCCGAUCAUCAAGUGUGCAUCACUUCUCCUGUUCUGCCAAGACUUCUUCCUUUUUUGUUUGCAUUUAAUGGACACAGUCUUAGAAACAUUACAGAAUAAAAGCCCAGACAUCUUCAGUCCUUUGGUGAUUAAAUGCACAUUAGCAAACCUAUGUCUUGUCCUGAUUCACUGUUGUAAAGCAUGAGCAGAGGCUAGAAGUGUCAUCUGGAUUGUUGCGAAACGUUUAAAAGCAGUGGCCCUUCUCUGCUUUUAUUCAUUUCCCCAUCAUGGUUUGAGUAUAAAGCACUGUGAAUGAAGGUAGUUGUCAGGGUUAGCUGCAGGGGUGUGGGUGUUUUUCUUUAUUAUUAUUUUUUUUUUGGUGGUGGGGGGAAGGUAGUUUUAUUUUAAUUUUAUGGGCUCCUUUCCCCCUUUUUAUGGUGAUCUAAUUGCAUUGGUUAAAAGCAGCUAACCAGUUCUUUAGAAUAUGCUCUCUAGCCAAGUCUAACUUUAUUUAGACACUGUAGAUGGACAAGCUUGAUUGUUUGAACCAAAAUGGGAACAUUAAACAAACAUCACAGCCCUCACUAAUAACAUUGUGACUUUGCUGUCAAGUGUAGAAUCCUCCCUUCAAGAAAAAGCUUGUGACCAUUUUGUAUGGCUUGUCUGGAAACUUCUGUAAAUCUUAUGUUUUAGUAAAAUAUUUUUUGUUAUUCUACUUUGCCUUUGUACAGUUUAUUUUACUGUGUUUAUUUCAUUUUUCCCAAUGUGACAAUCGUAUUUAAAAAUUAAAACUGAUGGAAGAUUCUCUUUUGGUCUUCAACGUCUGACAGAUUGAAUGGCGAGAGGUAGAUUUUGCCAGUUUCUUUUCACUGAUGCAAACUUGUGUUAAGAUAUAUCACUGAAUGGAGUAUUUAUAAGCUGGCCCUGAGCAUGCCUAAAGCAUCAGUAUGUGACAUUUUUUACCUCCUAGAAAUUUGAAAUAAAUGUGUUUGUGUUGUCUGAUUAGUCAGAUGAUCAUGGGUGUCUUGCCACAGUGUUUGAAAAUUACUGUAGAGGAGAGUCACAGCACAGCCACACUCGUGACUGGCUUUAUGUGGGACUUUCACAUGUGCCACAUUUGUGUCUGGCAUUUGCAUUAUGACCUUGCUCUUAGUUCUUGUCUCAGAACUUCAUGUGUGACCACUGGUGUGUGUUAUUAGGAAACACCAAUCUGAUAAUCACUUGGGGUUCGUUCAGGCCAUUUAUGAGUCUUUCUUACAGACCUGCUGAGCAAAUCUCAAGCAGCCAGCUUGCAUAAGUGUCAUCAGAAAGGUUUCUCCCUUAGAGGGCAUCAUAUCCUCAAUUAAUGAUUCUUACUGUCAUCCCUCUAAUAUUUGCUACGGGAGCUCCUUUUAAUCUUUAAUUUGAUAAUCAACUCUUUUUUCUGCAUUGACAGAGUUCCUCCCCCACAAAACUGUUCUUUCCCACCCUUCCAUAUCUAAUUCCUGAUUCUUGUUAUUUUUAAGACAUAAAUGUAGUCAGUCAUAAGUAUGUAAAUGUUAACCUGUGGGUUGGAACCUUUGUCUCUUGCAGUUUAAGGUAAUGGAUAUUGUAGCCCAUCUGAAUUUUCCCCCCUCUUAUUCUCGUAACUUCUGGAGUUUCUUCAGAAUGUGGUGUAUUUUAUUGUGCUCCUAUGUAAGAUGAAGAAUUAUCUAUUAAAAUUACAUUUUCAACAUACAAAAGUUUUUGAUGACUGGUAACUGGUAUCCUUCCAAAUAAAUGCAUUGCUUGGAAACAAAUGCUAGUUUAAUUCAGAAUAAAAUUGUUCAUAACCCUAAUAUUGUAAAUUUAAAGACUUAACAGCAGUUGUCAUUUAUAACAAUUCUUGAGCUGUUUAGAAGUUGUCUUGCCACUAAGGAAACUGAAUCUCAUUCUGGGGCCAAAAUGAGUGAACACUGCAAGCAGUUAAAUAGAGAUCAGCUUUAUUUAUUGCAGAUGGCACUGCUCAUGAUGAUAGCUAGUAUUACAUAGUGAUUUAUAAGUUAUAAAAUUCCAGAUUUAAAUCUGUUACUGUACAAAAAUGUAUCUAAAAUAGGCCUCUGAUAUCUACUGAGUUUGAGUUAUAGAAAUACAGAAAUGAAAUAAUUCACUGUUUUCAUUUCAAAUACACGAAUUCCUAACUUCAUGGCAUCAUGGUUUUUUCCUUUGUAAUUUUGAUGAGUCCCCAUUGUUUUGGUAAUACUUCCUUUCUCAACCAGUGGGAUGAAACAAGAACCAGUGUGUUGAGCUUUCUUAGGAUUUAAGGGGCUCUGGAAGAGUCCAAGAUAAGAGUUCGAAAACUGGCAGCUACAUCUGGCUUUGGGGCCUAUUUUCCUUGGCCCACACAGUGUGGUUGGUUAAAACAUUUUGAAUUCAGUGCCAACAUUUAAAAAAAUCAGGAGACUCACGUGAAAAUCUAGAAUUCUGGUAACUUGAAUGAUCUGAAGUUCUGCCAGCAGCAGACAUGACCUGCCUUAUGUAGGGUACCUUCUGGGAGGAGCUGAGUAGCAGCCAUCCUAAGAGCUUGUCAUUCUUCUCUUAAUUCAGUGACUCUCCAGCUGUUUAGAGUCCUCUCCCAGCCCACCUGCUCCUUUAUGUAGUUCUUUUCGCUUGUAAGCCUUUGACUUUGUAACUACUAAGCUUAUGGACACAGUUAUUCGUCAAGUAAAAGUGCCUAAUAUGUGCCCAACACUGUACUACUUGUUGGGGAUGAUUAGGUGUAUGAGACUGUCAUGGGACGUUCCUUUUUGGACCUUCUCAUCUAAUGGGGGAGGGGGCAUGGACAAAGCAGUUUCCACUCUGAUGGAGAAGGGAAGUAAGCACUUGGGAGGGGCCGCUCUUCUGGAUUCAACACCUCCAGGCUGGGGAACAGCACGUGCAAAGCCCUGGGAGAGGAGAAGAAUCUGAAUAUAUUGAUAAGUGCUUCUUGAAAGUCAACUCUGCCCAUUCAGAAGCUUUUCUGAAAUCCUGAGGUAUUAAUAGGAGCUUUGUUUUUCAUGAGAUUUUAAAAUUUUGUUGUCUCCUUUGCUGUGAUUUGCUUCCACACUAGUCUUGGUCCUCUCAGAGGCUGCCUAAUAAGAUCUCAGAUUUGAAAUUAUGUAGAACUUACACCCUGUUCUACACCAAGAACACACUUUUAAUACAGUUUCAGAGCAUUUAAAAAUAAAUCAAUACACAAAAGCCAUAGGUGCUAUGGUUUAGCACUAUUAAAGGAGAGUGUGGCGGGGAAAUCUGGUAUCCUUU
Balaenoptera musculus (blue whale) is the source of this 3838-nucleotide messenger RNA. It is a transcript of the gene UBE2N, whose product is annotated as ubiquitin conjugating enzyme E2 N. The record is from RefSeq and is a predicted model, not a curated record. Bases 135 to 593 code for a protein of 152 amino acids. The transcript is spliced from 4 exons. NCBI's taxonomy places the organism in Eukaryota, Metazoa, Chordata, Mammalia, Artiodactyla, Balaenopteridae.